This is a messenger RNA of Coregonus sp. 'balchen', 6801 nucleotides long. The record is from the annotation of a GenBank genome assembly. Lineage: Eukaryota; Metazoa; Chordata; Actinopteri; Salmoniformes; Salmonidae.
AUGGACCCACUUAGGAGAAUAGCUGUGCAAGAGGAUAUGGUCCAGUACUGUCUCUUCUUGGUUCAGCCUAACCUCUCAGACACACAGGCUGACGAACUACAUCUGCAACAGCUAGUGGAGGAGAUUUUGGCAAAGGUUGCCCCUCUCCUUAUGCAGUAUAUCUGGCAACAGCAGCCAUUCAACCUCAAGUACCACACUGAGAAAGGUAUAGUGCUGGUUCUGACCUGGAUACAAAUGUUCUUUGAGGAUUGAAGUAUUUGUUAUAUGAAUAAUUUUGAUGCUUUGACUGAAUGAAUGGUGAUCAUGUCUUGAUUGUACCUGCAGGGGGAGUUCCUGCACACAUUGGAGGCAGUGCUGUGUUUGGGGACAGCGUGGAGGAUGAGUGGUUCAUCGUAUACCUCCUGUUUCAGAUCACACAAGCCUUCCCAGAACUUGCUGCCAGGUAGAGUGGAGCACACUGUCUGCAAAGUUCUGUAUUACUUCCAGUUAGUUUCAACUGGGGAGUUCCUUCUGAUCGAAGCAGCAGACUAUCUUCCAAAGUGGUUGAACCCAGAGAGCAGUGAAAACAGAGUUAGACAACUACGUGUGAUGUAGCCCAUUUAACGCCUAUUGAUGAUAGUAUCUUCUGUCCGGGGGAGUUUUGUUAAGAGCCCCGACGCUUGUGCUAAAAGUUAACAGGCAUGCAGUACGGUUUUGGAAACAUAAGGAACAUUUCAUAUCAGCGAUAAUUUUCAAAAAACAAAAGGUUACAUUUCUACACCUUUUAUAGGGUUAGGGUUCCCACAUGGCCAUAUUUCCAUGUUACUGCAGUUGUUGACGUAAAACAGAUGGAAGACAGUCGACUACCUGUGCUAAUUAGCUAUCUGAACACCUGUGUGUAAAUGGAAGACGGACGCCAUAAAUGUGUUGUCACUGAAAAAUACUGUCGGCUGCAACUGUGUUAAAACAGUGUACGACAGUGUGUAUUUUGCAUUUGUGAAAUUAUUUUGAUGUGAUAUGAUGGUAGAUGGCUUUAUGUUUGUUACGUCAAAAGACAGGUAUUCAUAUUCAAGGCAUUCACAUUUUCAACUUAUUUCAAAGAUAAAACACCAGCAGGGGGCGAAAAAGUGUAUGCAUUGUGGAACCCAUCAUUAGCUUGUGUUUCCCUGGGAAAAUAUAUACUGGUGCACCUUUGUGAUAGCAGGUGGUGAAAUGUUUGGUGGAAAAGCAUUUCACUGGAAUUCCUUCAUGAAAGAGGAGACUCUCAUUCAUACACAUUCAGCUCAUUUAGGAUUCUGGAGACUCAACCGGUAGGCACAUGGACAUUGUUGUGUAAAAUUGUUGCCAGUUAGGUGUUUAUUUGUGUUGAGAAUUGAGACCAAUUGUCUAAUUUAGUAUAAAUAGUAUAAUUUAGAUAAUAUGACUACAUUGAGAUUAUAUAUUUAAUUUGAAAUGACCUUACUUGAAGUAAUGUAUAUUUCUUUUUGUGUUUUGCCUUUAAAGGUUAUCAACCUGACUGACUGACUGACGGAAGAACUGGAAUUAAAUAAAAGAAGUCAGAAGAAAAUUGAGUUGUCCUUAAUAAGGCCUUUUUCAAGUUUGGGCAAAGAGCUGCAGUGUGAACCAUACACAACUUGACAAUGUUUCUAGAACUGUACCGCAAUUGUCAAUCGAUUCGCGUUUAGAUAGAGUAUUUGGCUGCCAGAGCCAAUUCGCCUCUAAACAGAACAUGUAAGGUCCUUGGACUAUAAGGAGUAACGUUAGGCUCCUUUAGUCCAUUAUUGGGCUAUGUGUGAUGACUACACACUUUAUCACUCUGUCUGUACAUCUCUUCACAUAGCUGAUUAUCCCUUCGUUUGUUGUCUCUGUGGGCCUAUAUCAGUCAGCCCAUCUGUCUCUCUCACUCGAACUGUGUGUCUCUCUCCCCCUGGUUCUGGUCUGCUAGGUGUUCCUCCACAGGGGUGAGCUGUACAUCCUGCCCUGUCCCUCCCGCUGUAGUGGAGAUGGCCUGCCCAGGGACGCAGUGCCCAGUGUGACCCAGGCUCUGGCCCUGCUCUCCUCCCACACACAUGCCUGUCUGGCCAGCCCCAAGAACCGCACUGCUCUGGAGAAAAGACUGGAGGGGUGAGUGACGCAGCAGAAACAAUACUAUGAAGUGUUGAAGGGAUUGUAAGGUAUCUGUUUGAGGGUAGACAUUGAGGGAUUGAUUGGAAACAUCUUGUGUCAAUUAAAUAACAUUUCCUAGGAUUUUCUACCUGUAGCAAACCUAGUGGAUAAUGAUGGAAAUACUGGUAAAAAAAAAAAAGAAAAGACUGGCCCUACUUAUGAUUGCUCAGAAAUACAUACAGUACUUAAGGGUAUAUAGACUUGUUUAGGUCAAGCCACACAUUCAAGCCUACUGUCAUAAUGACCAUGAGUUGGUGUUCUGUGUCUUCACAGAUAUCCAGAGAAGAUCCAGGCAAACCUUCAUCAUGCUCACUGCUUCCUACCCGCGGGCAUCGCUACAGUGUUGGCACAGCGACCAGACCUGGUUGCCCCGGCAGUGUCUUCUUUCUACCUGAGGGAUCCAGUAGAUCUCCAGGCCUGUCGGACAUUCCAGACCUUUCCCCCCCGACACACGAGUCCUAACCUCAGUACACACAAGUUGACUUUCUGACUGGUUGACGCAUGUAUGUAUUGUGUGUUAUGUAGUUUUGUUUCGGUAUGUUAGUGCUGUAUUUACAUGUUGUCUAUAUGUAUUUCCAGGUGACGUUCACCCGUUGCCUGUACGCCCAGAUCCAGCAGCAGCAUUUCACCCCCGACCGGAGGAGUGGGUUCACCCUGCCUGCCCGCUCCCACCCCCUGUACCGUGCCCAAGAGCUGGGCAUGAAACUGGUGUGUUCACCCCCACCCACUUAUAUAUAUUGACAAUGCUCAUAGACUACUUGGGAUAAUUCAUAAUUCUAUAGUUCUGUUGGUUAUACUUGUCUCUGACCCUCCCAGGCCCAUGGCUUUGAGAUCCUGUGCUCCAAGUGCAGACAGCCAUCGUCAGAGCCUGAUGCUCCCAUCAGCUGUAACCCCUUGUGGAAACGACUCCUGAACAGUCUGAAGAAGAAUGGUUAUUUAAAAGUGAGUGAACCAUGCAUUACUCUGCUUAUGCCAGAAAGGAUGCAUGGCUCAAGACAUGCAGUAUCUACUUUGCUUACACAUAUUUGUUUGAUUUAACAUGUAUAAAUAUUUGUAUUUGAUGCAUGAUAGAUAUUAUAUACAAUUGAGCAGACACUGUAGCUCAUUAGUUUUGUACCCAUGUACAGUGAUGGUCAAAAGUUUUGAGAAUUACACAAAUAUUAAUUUUCACAAAGUCUGCUGCCUCAGUUUUUAUGAUGGCAAUUUGCAUAUACUCCAGAAUGUUAUGAAGAGUGAUCAGAUUAAUUGCAAAGUCUCUCUUUGCUAUGAAAAUGAACUUAAUCCCCAAAAAACAUUUCCACUGCAUUUCAGCCCUGCCACAAAAGGACCAGCUGACAUCAUGUCAGUGAUUCUCUCGUUAACACAGGUGAGAGUGUUGACGAGGACAAGGCUGGAGAUCACUCUGCCAUGCUGAUUGAGUUAGAAUAACAGACUGGAAGCUUUUAAAAGGAGGGUGGUGCUUGAAAUCAUUGUUCUUCCUCUGUUAACCAUGGUUACCUGCAAGGAAACACGUGCCGUCAUCAUUGCUUUGCACAAAAAGGGCUUCACAGGCAAGGAUAUUGCUGCUAGUAAGAUUGCACCUAAAUCAACCAUUUAUCGGAUCAUCAAGAACUUAAAGGAGAGAGGUUCAAUUGUUGUGAAAAAGGCUUCAGGGCGCCCAAGAAAGUCCAGCAAGCGCCAGGACCAUCUCCUAAAGUUGAUUCAGCUGCGGGAUCAGGGCACCACCAGUGCAGAGCUUGCUCAGGAAUGGCAGCAGGCAGGGGUGAGUGCAUCUGCAUGCACAGUGUGGCAAAGACUUUUGGAGGAUGGCCUGGUGUCAAGAAGGGCAGCGAGGAAGCCACUUCUCUCCAGGAAAAACAUCAGGGACAGACUGAUAUUCUGCAAAAGGUACAGGGAUUGGACUGCUGAGGACUGGGGUAAAGUCAUUUUCUCUGAUGAAUCCCCUUUCCGAUUGUUUGGGGCAUCUGGAAAAAAAGCUUGUCCGGAGAAGACAAGGUGAGCGCUACCAUCAGUCCUGUGUCAUGCCAACAGUAAAACAUCCUGAGACCAUUCAUGUGUGGGGUUGCUUCUCAGCCAAGGGAGUGGGCUCACUCACAAUUUUGCCUAAGAACACAGCCAUGAAUAAAGAAUAGUACCAACACAUCCUCCAAGAGCAACUUCUCCCAACUAUCCAAGAACAGUUUGGUGACGAACAAUGUCUUUUCCAGCAUGAUGGAGCACCUUGCCAUAAGGCAACAGUGAUAACUAAGUGGCUCGGUGAACAAAACAUCAACAUUUUGGGUCCAUGGCCAGGAAACUCCCCAGACCUGAAUCCCAUUGAGAAAUGGUGGUCAAUCCUCAAGAGGCAGGUGGACAAACAAAAACCCACAAAUUCUGACAAACUCCAAGCAUUGAUUAUGCAAGAAUGGGCUGCCAUCUGUCAGGAUGUGGCCCAGAAGUUAAUUGACAGCAUGCCAGGGCGGAUUGCAGAGGUCUUGAAAAAGAAGGGUCAACACUGCAAAUAUUGACUCUUUGCAUAAACUUAAUGUAAUUGUCAAUAAAAGCCUUUGACACUUAUGGAAUGCUUGAAAUUAUACUUCAGUAUACCAUAGUAACAUCUGACAAAAAUAUCUAAAAACACUGAAGCAGCAAACUUUGAAGACCAAUACUUGUGUCAUUCUCAAAACUUUUGACCACGACUGUACAUCAGAGCACUUUCUGUAGCCUAAUGGUUAUUAGACAGCUUUAAUCUUGACAGCAUGGACAUUUGCUUCUAUUGAUGGUUAACCCAGAGAACUGAUUACUCAUGUUUGAGUAUAAUUGUUCUAUUACUGGUUAGCAACAGAAACAAAAGAUAUGAAAUCUUGCAAAUAAAAGUAAAUAAUUAUUUCAUAAUUGUUCAGUUUGCCAGACUGCUAAUCUCUGUUGCUAGCUAACCAGUAAGAUAUAUAUAUUUUUAAACUCCUGAACAGUAAUAUUUAUUAGAUUACUCAUAACAGCUCUCUAUUUCACGUUUCAAUGAGGAUAGCGGUGUCGGGCUGUUAGCAUUGCAAUUGUCAGUGAUUCAUAAUGUUAUCCCCUUUGGUGACGUAGUGUUAUUGUGGUUGUCUGUGGCAGGGGGAGCUGCAGGGCUCUGCAUACUGCAGAGUACUUCUUCAAGCAGUCAGUCACCCCAACACACAGGUGAGUGCUCUCUGCUUGACUGCAGGAACACUGGUGUCUGUUUGUGUACAUGUGUCCCGUAUGUGUGUGAAUACGCUAUCCUGUGUGUGUUUGUAGCUCCGGUGGCAGGGCCCCAGGUGAGGAGAUCCUUCAGCUGCUACAGAGCUGUGCUCCCUACAAUGUGGAUGAACUGAGGACAUGAGAGGCCCAUCUACCCACAGAGGACAGUGAGUAAAACACAUCCUAUUACUACAGUGCAACAGUCACUCAGUCUACCAGCUCAGGUGUAUUGAGUAAAGUACCUGCAGUUAUGUCACUUACCGCACUGAUAUGUUCACACCACAAAGUAGCAUGCUGGCUUUCAUGUUAGAUAAAACCACACAGUCAUAAGGCCUGCUGAUUUAGAGGAAGGGUUCAGCCUUUACUGAACAUACCCAUAUCGUAAACUGGGUAAGUAAGCAGUUUCCAUAAAGAUAAGCUAGAAUGAGCUUAUCAGGGUUGAUGGAAACACUGAUUUUCUCUCAUCUCGCCCCCAUCUCCAGAGGAGAGUUGGCUGGAUAUUUCAGCCCAGCAGCUGGAGUGUCUGUUGGAGGAAAGGGGGAGGGGAGGAGUGGGUUUGGGCUGCUCAAAGCCCAGCCAGACCAAACCAACGCAUGAGGGAAGGAAGGGGGGGUGGUAGCUACAGCCUGGUGGCUGUGACCCAGGGCAUGAAGAACUUCAUCAACGGAAUGUCUUCACAUGAGGGGGCUGAACUACCCUGGUGAGACUGACUGUCUGUCCACACUGUUCUACUUAGCCCCGUAUGCGGUGUGCUAACUGCUAUGAGAUAAUACUGUGUAGAAUGCUAACGUAUGCUAGCUGGCUGGCUGGCUGGCUGGCUGACUGUAAUGGGUAUCAAUGUAAUUUGCCUUUGUUUAUUUUACAGGUCCCGUUCAAAUUAGCCUUUCGUGUUUGAUCCAGACUCCAUGGCCAGUGCACUGAACAGACUACUGGGUAUGUAGUUGCUAGUAGUAAGUGCUAUAUGAAGGCCAUAUGUCACAGUAGAACUAGCUAGGAGUGGUGGUCAGUGUACUUUUUACCUGUGUGCUAUGUAAAUAUCUCGGGCUAAGGAUGAGGAGUUGGACUCAGACGACCUAGAUGACGUCGAUGAGGGAGGGGAGGGUCCUUCUGGACUGCGAGGGGAUGAAGGGGCAGAUGCUUUGGAAGGUCUUAGGAAGUACAUGGACGAGAUGGACCAUGAGCUCAUGGGCACCAAAAUGGGACAGAGCUUCAACGAGCAGGUAAGAGAUGUGGUUGAUAUUUACAGCUUCUUGUUGCAGUGUGCCAAUUCUGUAAAGAGUUAUUUGGAGAGAGGAAGGAUUAGGGAUGCAUAUGUUGCAUAUCAAUAUGUAAAAUAACAAUUGUAUUCUAUGAUUCCAGCAGGGCACUAAUAAAGCAGGCCCAGCAGCCAACGGCUUCCCCCCAACUCUGACCGCUGACGAUAAACACCUGCCCUCCAAUAAUGACCACUCAUGA